Ostrinia nubilalis (European corn borer) is the source of this 917-nucleotide messenger RNA. It is a transcript of the gene Nacalpha, whose product is annotated as nascent polypeptide-associated complex subunit alpha. Lineage: Eukaryota; Metazoa; Arthropoda; Insecta; Lepidoptera; Crambidae. Gene Ontology annotation, cellular component: nascent polypeptide-associated complex; cytoplasm. The transcript is spliced from 6 exons. The coding region runs from base 160 to 801 and encodes 213 amino acids. The record is from RefSeq and is a predicted model, not a curated record. Gene Ontology annotation, biological process: protein targeting to membrane.
AAUAUAUUUCUACAGUGUUUCGGCACGGAGCUGUGUUUGAUUUGCGAGUUAUUUUGUUUUUUGUGUGAUUAGUGAUAGUGAAACCCGCGCUCGAUUUUGCGGCGCUGAGCCUUGGAGAAUUCUCUCUAGUCCACAAUAAUCAACACAGCGGAUACCACAAUGCCGGAACUGACUGAACUCGACAAGGCCACCGCGUCCAUGACCGAGAAGAGGAAGGAGGAGACCGCGUCCUCGGACAGCGACUCCGAUGACACCAUCCCCGAGCUGGAGGAUGCCGGAGCCCCAGGCACCGGCGGGAUCUCAAACCCGAUCGCCGGCAUCGACAUCGUGUCGAAGGCCAAGCAAUCCCGCGGCGAGAAGAAGGCGCGCAAAAUCAUGAGCAAACUAGGACUCAAGCCCGUGCAAGGCGUCAACAGGGUAACCAUCAGGAAAUCAAAGAACAUUCUGUUCGUGAUCAACUCACCGGACGUAUACAAGAACCCUCACUCGGACACAUACAUCGUGUUCGGGGAGGCCAAGAUUGAGGAUCUGUCGCAGCAGGCCACCAUGGCUGCCGCUGAGCGUUUCAAGGCUCCGGAGAGCACAACUACUGGUGGUGAUGCUACCGCUGCUGGAACGACCGUGGCACCUAUCGCCGAGGAGGAGGACUCGGAAGGCGCCGAAGAAGCCGGCGCCGGCGUCGACGAAAAGGAUGUGGAGAUCGUCAUGUCGCAGGCCAACGUGUCGCGCGCGCGCGCCGUCCGAGCCCUGCGCAACAACCACUCCGACAUCGUCAACGCCAUCAUGGAGCUGACGAUGUAACCGCGUAGUCACAAGUUCUAGCUUUAAGUCGGGGCCGGAGCCCCUCUCAGCGUGCGGCGACGGAUUGUAUAUAGCAUUAUUUACUUCCAAAUAAAAUAACAGUUAAUUGUACACAA